CUCCCUCACUCCUGGCCUGACCUUCGCCAAAGCAAGCUGUGCCAAGAGAAGUAGGAUUGUAUUCAAAAAACCUGUGAGUGUCUGUCUUUUCUUUUAGAAGUUUCAGCAAAAACUGCGAAAGAUCGUUAGUCACGUCAGAGAGAGAGAGAGAAGGAUUAGCAUACGACCAAAAUGAAGGUGAAUUACAAAUACUGAAAAUAGUAAAAUGAGUGUUGGCAUUCUGUGAUCACUGUAUGUUUUACAGGUUCUUGGAAAAUGUUGCCAUGGUCUUGGGACUCACGAAAAUGACUCUGCUCUUGCUUGCUUCCUUGCUCCUGACGUGGGUGAGGGGGAGUCUGGAGGAAGCCCCAGUUAUCAGAAAAUGCUGUGCUCAAGAUGAGUUUUUCGACGCCAUCACAUGGCACUGUGUAAAAGCGAAUUUAGAAGAAGAACUAACACUUGAACACCACAUCAAGAAUCUCCUCAGAGACACUUCAACAAACAUCACUUACAGAACUGGAAGGCUGAGCUCAUGUCCCGUAUUGGAAAUAGAGGUGAUGACGCCACAAAGCCAUGCAUUUCUAACAGAUGGGCGUCUCCAAGACCUCGGGUUCGGGGUGACAUACGACCACAAACACUACUGUACAGAACUCCAGGCAUCGUCGCCGGAGGAGCUGACGAAUGGCACUCUGGUAGCUGAAGUCUGUCCGAGAGUCAAAAACUGCUGUAAUGAAAGCCAGAACGAUGCACUUUCUCUCGACUGUCAUGCUCAUCUUGGGAGUACCGGUCACUACGUUGAUCAAAUUCACACAUUCCUCAACACUCCCCUGAUCUCUGACACAUUUUCGGUUGAAAACGCCAGAUCUUUCAGGAUAGUCAAAUCAGACAAGAUCUUUGCAUACAACAACGAUGGCACAAUGCAUCUUUGCGACUUCUCAGAGAAAUGUUUUCCAGUUUCAUCUUGCUGCAAAGAAUUCUUUGGCGAGGAUAGUGGCGCCUUCAUAUGUCAAAACAAGUUCAAUAAAUGUUGCUCUUCUCAUGAAAUCUGGUCUGACAACGGUUGCGUAGCAACAAAACGGAAAUUCAGGUCAUCUAGCCACAUGACAGAACUAAUGGAAUCCUACCUUCCCCAAACAGCACAGCCUAACCGAUCUGGUAAGACCUGCAAUACCACAUUCAAAUCAGCAGAUAAGCACAUUCUCUGGUGGAUAGACGGCGAAGGCACUCUGUCUGUGCAAAACAAUGAGGGGAGUCUAAGUACAACCAAUUAUUGUGUGGAGGAUUAUGAGGACAAUACAGGUGCUGCAGACUCUAUGGUAAUGCUGUGUCUGUGGGACAUAGCUCAGAUCUUACCUGAAGAAACACUCGAUCAUUAUAGCGAGGGUCUCCCAUUUGGGAAAUGUUGUCCAGAGGGCCAGUACCUCAAUGGAAACUUUAGCUGCAUUAGCGGGGAAUAUGACUUGGACAUUCUCAAUGAACCACAGUUUGUGGCUGCCAAAGUUACGGAAUUAAUACACACAGGCUUUCCUAAGUGUAAAAAUCUAGUAGAGAAUUACAUAUCAUAUGAUUUCGGUCAGCAGAACAAGAGCGAUUAUGCCAUACUUGUUGAUGACCAGACAAUGGGUGUGAAUGUAAUAGAUGAUGAAAGUGGCUGCAAUUUUACAUUUGAGAAACUAAGAAACACAGAUUACUGCAUCGAUUACUUCCUUGGCAACACCACCAGGAUACAAAUCUUUAUCUGCAGCAAUAUGUACAGACUGUCUUUGAAACACCAAGAAAAGUACAUUAUUAUACCUACGUUGAUGGGGGUAUCAUGCGCUGCUCUCUUGUACACCGCUUACGUCCUCCUCUGCAGCAGAGUCAGACGAGGCAUUGUUACAGUGAAAAAAAUUAACACACUGGCUGGGAGAAUUCUUCUGAGCUACGUAUUCUCUUACUUUCUGGCGUUUAUGUUCAUGAUAAUUCAACAGACAGCACCCCUGACCAAUGACGGCAAGGUUUGUCCCUUAAUAGCUGGGUCCGUAUUGUUCUUCAUGUUAGCUGCCUUCCUGUGGAAUACGUCCAUCUGUCUGGAGCCGCUGCUUCUCACUCUAGACGUCAGGGUUCCAGAAAAUUGCCGGUUAUUGUGCCACUGUUUGUGGGGAUGGGGCGUGCCGGCCAUAAUCACAGCAGUGGCUUUGACCCUUGACCAUUACAGAAAACAUCUGGAUUGUUCAAUUGUCACACCAAAGAUUGGCCUCAACUCCUGCUUAUUCUCUGAUGACAAAGCCCGACUACUUUACUUGUACACGCCGAUGUCAAUCUCCCUCUUGGCAAAUGUCGUCUUCUUGAUCAGCAGCAAGCUGGCCAGACGUAUAAAACUCAAACAGCUGGAACAAGCAGCUCAUCAUAUUAAAAACGAUGACAACCACAAAAGUUCCGAGGGACAAAGACCAAACGCCAAACCAUCACUGCGUCAGCAUUCGGGACUCAGGAAAUACGAGAAUCGUAAUGUAUGGGUUGACUCAACAAAGCUGGUCUUCUGGGCAGGAUCCACCUGGGUUUUGGAGCUAGUUGCAUUUCUGAUAGGUUAUUACAAGUCAAUUCCUGGCGAGAAGUGGUACACAUACCUAUGGUAUUUGCCCAUAGCCAUCAACUGCCUCCGAGGCGUCGGCAUUUUCUUCAUUAUUGUUCUCACUGCAGACGUUCGCAAGAAAUUGUUCAAAAGGCUCCUCAUCACCUGUCCACGGAUCAAAACACUCAGAAAGGCAAUCAGUUCCCCCUCAAAGACUGGCAACACUGUUUCAUCAACCUCUGGCAAGCAAUCCACCUCAAAAGACAAAACCUCAUCGAUCUUGGAGCCAGAGACAACAGUCACCAAGCUCUGAGUCUUUCAUGAACUGGAGAGAGACUUUCUCAAUAUGACCUGAUUAAAAGUGGAAGCCAAGGUGUAUAGUAUGUAUCAUCAAAUAUUUCAGAUAUGCUAGAUGGUCUCGACAUCAUAGAAUUACUGAUCAAAACUUAAGGCCUGUCAGUUUAGCUGCUUUAGCACAAAAUAUGCAUUCUUUUAAAUUGCUCACCAGAUUCUGAUAUUUUAAGUCUUUAGAAGAAAGUUUGCUUUUUAGCAUAAUUAUAACCCAUUCAUGUUCCAGCCAAUAGUAGUUGAUAACUUCCAUCACAAUCAUUUAAAGACAGCAAAUUUCUUAGUCCUAAGCAUUGGCAUCACCUAUGUGGCCACUAUUGGUUAAAGUUUGCUUGCUACAUUCUUAACCAGCAAUAACAGCUGGAUGAGUACUCAAGCUAUCCAACAUGUUAUUAAAAACAUUCACGUGAGCUCAGCUUCUAAGCACAAGCCAAAUUUAACAUUUUAAACAUCUGAAUACCCCCGCAUUCGCGGAUUUCACAGGAACAUACAUGUAUAUAUACUUUAUUCGCAGAAAAUUCGCCUAUUCACGGUAUUUUUCAGAGAAAUAUUCAGUAAUUGCUGUAUAUUUUCUUAUAAUUUUCACAACUAAAUGCACUUUGUGAUAAAAAUAUUUAAAUACUUAAGUAUAAGCAUUUUUUAAGGUGUUUUAAGCAUUCAUGGAAAUUAGUUAUUCAUGGGGGAGGGGGGGUUAGAGCAUCCCAGCAAAUUCGGGGGGUCCACUAUAAUGCUCACACUUAGGUGACUCAGCUAAGCCUUCUGCUUUUACUAAUACAUAUACCCUUUUGAUACAGUAAAAUCAGUUUCCUCUUAAGUUUAUUUGUCCACUUCGUACCCGCUGAGAAACAACCGUUACAGAAAUCUCAAACAGCUACUGGAACAAAGGAGUUCCAGAAUAGUACUUCAUGGUCAUUUUUAGUUAUGCAUUUUUUUUUUUUUUUUUUUUUUACUAACCUCCCUGCUUCAUUCUAGGUGAAAGAAUAUUUAAAAAGGGGAAUCACGCAGAUUCCCAAAAGCUAAAGUUCUUUAUAUACAGGCAGUCCCCGGGUUACGACGGGUUCGGCUUACAACGUUCCGAGGUUACGCUUUUCAAUUAUAUUCAUCAGAAAUUAUUUCCAGGGUUAAAACGCCUACAACGCUCAUCUGGCACAAGAAUUAUGACACCAAAAAUGCAAAAUAAUCAAUAUUUGAAGGUUUUGGGGAUGAAAAAUGCAAUAAGAAUGCAGUUUACAUAGUUUUCAAUGCAACCAAAGCAUUAAAACUAAGGUUUUCUUAGGAUCUUUCACGAUGUUCCAGCUUACGACGAUUUUCGGCUUACAAUGUGUCUCAAGAAUGGAACCCCCAUUGUAACCCGGGGACUGCCUCUAUACAUAGAUUUAUUGCUAAAUAUAUUAGUACCCAUACA
Macrobrachium nipponense is the source of this 4286-nucleotide messenger RNA. Its product is annotated as probable G-protein coupled receptor Mth-like 1. Bases 234 to 2846 code for a protein of 870 amino acids. Lineage: Eukaryota; Metazoa; Arthropoda; Malacostraca; Decapoda; Palaemonidae. Gene Ontology annotation, biological process: cell surface receptor signaling pathway; G protein-coupled receptor signaling pathway. The transcript has 8 exons. Gene Ontology annotation, cellular component: membrane. The record is from RefSeq and is a predicted model, not a curated record. Gene Ontology annotation, molecular function: G protein-coupled receptor activity.